Messenger RNA from Saccostrea cuccullata (small rock oyster), 1110 nucleotides. RefSeq names its product putative nuclease HARBI1. Lineage: Eukaryota; Metazoa; Mollusca; Bivalvia; Ostreida; Ostreidae. The record is from RefSeq and is a predicted model, not a curated record. The coding region runs from base 133 to 1110 and encodes 325 amino acids. The transcript has 4 exons.
ACUGUCUUAAGUCUUAAGUCAGACUUAACUCCAAAAAUUUGCACUUAAAUUUUAAGAUAGAUCUUAAAGUGGAUCUCAAAAAAAUGUAUUAAAGUUAAGAUUGGAAUUUUGUCUUAAAUUUUAAGACUGCUUAUGGGCAGUCUUAAGUUUUUAAGUUUGAUCUUAAGUUCUAUCAAUAUGGCCGCUCUUGUUGGUUUUUUGAGAAGAAUUCAAGACAAAAAUGACAAUACCCUGCGCCAAAGACGUUGCCUCCCUCGCCCCAGGCUUUUCAGGGAUCGGCUGAACCCCCUGGAACUCAGAACAGAUGAUGAGCUGUUCGAGAGGUAUCGCUUUCGUCGUCCCACGAUACAGUUUCUCUUUGACACCAUUGGGGACAGAAUAGAGCACCCAACUAAGAGAUCGUUAGCACUGCCUGCCAUGGUCCAGCUACUGGUUUUUCUCCGGUUUGUGGCUACGGGGGCCUUUCAACAACUUGUGGGGGAUGCCAUCCACAUCUCCAAAGCUACGGCUGGACGAUGUAUUCGCAGGGUGGCUUUUGCAUUAACGAAUAUUGCUGGACGUUUUAUUCAGUUCCCUUCGGGUCAAGAUGCCAUCAACACACAGAGAAUGUUUCAUGCAGUCGCAGGGUUCCCUGGUGUGUUGGGGUAUGUUGAUGGUACCUUUAUCCGCAUCCAAACCCCAAAAGAAAAUGAGCCAGAUUAUAUUAACAGGAAAGGAUAUCAUUCCUUAAAUGUUAUGAUGACCUGUGAUGCCAACUUUAUUAUAACUAACUGUCACGAUUCCCGGGUAUUUCGAGAGAGUGUUCUAUGUCAGCAGUUUGAGAAUGGUCAGCAUAAUGAUAUACUUUUGGGGGAUUCUGGGUACCCUUGUCGAACAUAUCUCAUGACACCGUACAACAAUACCAAUGAUGUCAGAUACAGAGAGCGUUACAACAGUGCACAUUGCAGAACAAGAGUCCUCAUAGAGCAGACUUAUGGUAUACUCAAGAGAAGAUUCCCUUGCCUGUCUGUUUGCCUCAGAACAAAACCAGAAAGAGCCUGUCAGUACGUGGUUGCGUGUGUUGUCCUACACAAUAUAGGAAUCUUGAGGCAAGAUAUUGUGUCUAAAUAG